AUGGCAGGAAGUGGCUGCAGCCCAAUGCCUCUGGCAGCUACUGAUAUAUCGGCAAUGGAUGAUUCCAGCUUCAAAGUAGGGCGCCUGUCAGUGGAGGCGAGGAAGGAGAAGAUCGACAGAUACAUGAAGAAGAGAGCUGAGAGAAACUUCAGCAAAAAGAUCAAGUAUGCUUGUAGAAAAACUCUAGCAGACAGCAGACCAAGAGUCCGUGGGCGGUUUGCAAAGAAUGAUGAACUUGGAGAGACAGCAAAGUCUGGUUCCAGUAACAAUGAUUUUGAUGAUGAGGGAGAAGUGGCGGUGAAGGAAGAAGACAUACUUGACUCGGACAUCCUUACGCACAUUAGUGGUGUGAACUCUUUUUCGUACAACUUUACUCUAGAAUCUUGGAUAUGA
Molecule: messenger RNA, 393 nt
Organism: Musa acuminata AAA Group (dessert banana)
Lineage: Eukaryota; Viridiplantae; Streptophyta; Magnoliopsida; Zingiberales; Musaceae
Product: zinc finger protein CONSTANS-LIKE 4-like
Exons: 3
Coding region: 1-393 (130 amino acids)
Biological process (GO): regulation of flower development
Cellular component (GO): nucleus
Molecular function (GO): DNA-binding transcription factor activity; protein binding
Source: RefSeq, a predicted model, not a curated record